AGUAAAUACCUAUAUUCAAAUUUUAAUUAUUUCAUAUUUCAGUUAAUAACUCGCACUCAUUAAAAUUUAAAAUAAUCAACGUAUGAACAAGAAUUUUAUUUGGUUUUGAUGAAACGCCUUCAGGCUGUCAUUUUCUGUCAUGUCAAGUCAACAAAUGUCAUAUUCUGGCGAUAAAAUUGAGAGGUCCUUGUACCUCUAUCUGCAAAAUUAAUAACAGUUUAUUCUAAAAACGAUGUUACAGAAGUCUCAUCUAGCUACAUAGUGUUAUUUUAGCUAUAUGCUAAGAAAUUUAUGCUAAGUUGGAAGAGUGUGUGCUGCGGUGCGGGCACGGUGAUGGCGGCGCGGUGAGGCGCGGCGCGGCGCCGGCAUGGCGGACGAGGCGGGCGCCGACGUCGGGCAGAGCGACGCCGUGCUGCUGGCGCCGCUCACCGAGGACUCCUUCCUGCACAACCUGCACGUGCGCUACAAGCGGGACAUCAUCUAUACAUACGUGGGCAACGCGCUGGUGUCGGUGAACCCGUGCCGCGCGCUGCCGCAGUACUCGGCCGAGCUGGUGCGCGCCUACCUCGCGCGCCCGCCCUACCAGCUGCCGCCGCACCUAUAUGCGAUAACGGCCACGGCGUACCGCUGGGUGCGCGACCGCAACGAGAGCCAAUGCAUCGUGAUCACGGGCGAGAGCGGGGCGGGCAAGACGGAGGCGGCGCGCGUGUGCCUGCAGUGCGCGGUGGUGGCGGGCGCGGGCGCGGGCGCGGGCGCGGGCGCGGGAGCGGGCGCGGACGCGGGCGGCGCGCUGGCCGCCGCCGGCACGCUGCUGGAGGCCUUCGGCAACGCGGCCACGGCGAGGAAUCAUAACGCUAGUAGAUUUGGCAAACUUCUGGACAUCGAGUUUGAUUUCAAGGGUGAACCCGUGGGCGGACAUAUAACGCACUACUUAUUGGAAAAGGAACGAGCAAGUGGAGCGUUAGAGGGAGAACGCAACUUUCAUGUGUUAUAUCAGUUGCUGGCCGGAGCCGAGCCUCAUUUGUUGAAGAGACUGAAACUCCAGCGCUCAUGGGAGCACUACGCCGUCCUGCGCGGCUGCGGCGCCGCGCCCGCGCCCGCGCCCUGCUCCCCGCGCCGCACGCCGCCCCCGCCGCCCGCCCCGCCGCCCGGCGUCCGCGAGCACGCCGACAAGGACCACUUCCAGUUCACCAAGGCGGCGAUGGCGAGACUCGGGCUGAGCGCGAGCGAGUGCGGCGGCGUCCUGCGCCUGCUGGCCUUCCUACUGAAGCUGGGCAACGUGCAGUUCGAGCCGACCACCACCAUCGACGGCGCGCUCGCCACGUGCCUUCACCACGAGUACGAGCUGCGCGAGGCGUGCGCGCUGGUGGGCGUGGAGGCGGGCGCGCUGGCCGCCGCGCUGGGCGCGCCGCCGCCCGACGAGCCCGCCGACCACUCGCCCGAAACUGCUCUUGAACCUACCAUCAUCGUAUCGGAACAACGAUUAUCGGAUCAGGUGCGCGUCAUUCAGCGGCUAAAGCGGUUGGAUGACGCGACACUUGAUCGGCUUCGCCAGGAGGCUCUCUCUGCUCGCGCGGACUCCUCCUCGGUGCGAGAUCUGCCUGCCAUGUCGCCGGAUCCGAUGCCCGCACCCGACCUGGCAUCGGGGGCGCCGCGGGUUGAUUUCAGUACCGAUGAGGGGGACUUUGCGAAUCAGAGCGUGAGUACAUCUGCCAAUGAGCAACUGAGGAGGACUCUGGAAGAGGCUCUUGAACCUACCAUCACCGUGUCGGAGCAACGACUAUCGGAUCAGGUGCGCGUCAUUCAACGGUUAAAGCGGUUGGACGACGCGACUCUUGACCGGCUUCGCCUGGAGGCUCUCUCUGCUCGCGCGGCCUCCACCUCUGUGCGGGAUCUGCCCGCCACGACGCCGGAUCCGGUGCCCGCACCCGACCUGGCACCGGGGGCGCCGCGGGUCGAUUUCAGUACCGACGAGGGGGACUUUGCGAGUCAGAGCAUGAGCACCCCUGCUAAUGAGCAACUGAGGAGGACUUUGGAUGAGUUAAUUAGUUUAGUACGUGAAUUGAGUGCAAUAGUUGUGGCAGGCGCUCCAGGCGGGGUGUGCGGGUCGCGCGCCGCGGCCGCCGCGCGCAUCUGGCGCUGGUGGUGCGCGUGCGCGCGGCGCCAGUACCUGGCGGGGCUGUGGCGGCGCCUGCCCGCGCGCCAGCGCAGCCCGCUGUGCGCCGCCUGGCCCGCGCCGCAGCGGCCCGCGCUGCUCGGGCGGACCGACGCCUUGCUCAGGAGGCUGCACCAUCGCUGGCGGUGCCAGCUCUACCGACAGGCGUUCGAUCAGACGGCGAGGAACCGGAUGCGGGAGAAGGUGACGGCGUCGGUGCUGUUCAAGGAGAGGAAGGCGCGCUACAGCGCGUCGGUGGCGCACCCGUUCGUGGGCGACUACGUGCGCCUGCGCGCGUCGGGCGCCUGGCGCCGCGGGGCCGCCGCGCCGCACGACCGCUACGUCGUGUUCGCGGACGUCGUGGGCAAGGUGGCGCGGUCGUCGGGGCGCGUGGCGCGCUGCCUGGCGGUGCUGAGCACGGCGGCGCUGCUGCUGCUGGACGCGCGCUCGCUGCGCGUGAAGCGCCGCGUGCCCGCGCACGCCGUGUACCGGCUCUCGCUGUCGCCGCACGCCGACGACCUGCUCGUCGUGCACGUGCGCGCGUGUGCGAGCGGCGCGACGGCGGGCGACAGCUCGGGCGAGGAGCUGUCGCAGUGCUCCUCGCGCGACGCCCCGCUAGCUCCCGGGUGCCUUUUUGCGGGCGAAGGUGCGUGGCGGCGGCGCGGCGACCUGGUGCUGCGGACCUGCCACGUGCUGGAGCUGGCCACCAAGCUGUUCCUCGUCGUGCAGAACGCCGUCGGCCAGACGCCGCACGUCAACAUCGCCUCCGAGUUCGAGGCGAACUUCGGUCAGCAGAUCGUGACGAUCUCGUUCCACCUGCUGGGCGGCGAGGGCGGCGCGCGCCUCGUGCGGCGCGGCAGCCGCAUGGACGUGCUGCUCUGAUGGACUCCGGCGGCGGCGCGCCCCGGGGGCUCGCUGCGGACUGCCCCGCUGCUCUCGCGGACCCGCGCGCCUGGUCACGCCAGCGGAGUCCGUGGCGUUCUCCUCUGCUGAGGCGGAGGUACUCGGCACUCGUGCCGCUCAAACCGACGUGGGAACGGCCGGUUGAACUGUAUCCUUCUCAGUAAUAUACCACGCAUCAGAUAAUGAAAACUCGCGUGGUUUGUUGAUGUGAGAUAACUCGUGUCGGCUCCGAGUCGAGUCCGUGUCUAAAUGCGAUUAUACUACCGUUGCUAACAAUCGCUAGUUUAUCUACGUGCAUUGAAAUCGACUCGGCUCCGAGAUGUCAGCAACACAAUUCUUUAGUGGAUCUUAUCUCCUUGCGUUAAGGUUUACGAAUGUUUGUCGAUAAUGGUACAAUAAUGUCAGGUAAUUUUGGUGGCGUCAGAGCGUUUGACAAACAUGUUGUAAUUUAAUUACCUAAACAUAUACAUAAAGAGAGUAGAUUCAUAUUUUCCACAAAUAAAUAUAGUGACGGAUGGUUUCGAUGACAAGUUUCGCUUAGCAAACUGCAGUUGUGGAUCUUUUAGAUUAAAUCCUCUCUCAUGAAAAACACGACGUCACUACCUCAUUUUGUAUGAUUCAUAUCGACCGGACCAGAAUGUCCGACUGAUAAAAUCUAGAGACAUGUUAUCUAUAACAAAACUUGCGUGAGAUACAUACAUAUAUAUAUAUAUAUAUAUAUUGAAACAAGUCACUCGCUUAUUUUUAUGUCGAUGAUUGCUUGACAUGUUUGACUCUAUAACGGAGAGUUUUAAGGUCUGCGUCGGCCAAUGCGUGCUCUCGUUGAAGCUCCUCGUUACGAAGCGACAUAUGUCAAGAAAUCUUCGACUUAUAAAUACGUGGCCCGUUGAAAUGACAUUAAUAUUUUGUGUAUUAUAUAGUCGACAUCCGACGGUACCCAACAGUUUAAUCGACUUUAAUCGAACCGGCCGUAUUUGACUCAUUAGAAUAUGAACUCUACCGAGUGUAAAUAGGCUUGUAAUUCCCUCGUCGGGCGGAGGGUGCGAGUGGUACGUGACGGUCGCUCCACGCGGCGCAGUGCCCGCGCUAGUUAUAAGUAGAGUAGCGCUAGGUAAGUCCGGGCCGGGCCGGGCUCCGGGCGCCGGGCCGGAC
Molecule: messenger RNA, 4210 nt
Organism: Cydia pomonella (codling moth)
Lineage: Eukaryota; Metazoa; Arthropoda; Insecta; Lepidoptera; Tortricidae
Product: unconventional myosin-Ib-like
Exons: 19
Coding region: 368-3037 (889 amino acids)
Biological process (GO): actin filament organization; vesicle transport along actin filament
Cellular component (GO): cytoplasm; plasma membrane; myosin complex
Molecular function (GO): actin filament binding; microfilament motor activity; ATP binding
Source: RefSeq, a predicted model, not a curated record